Beta vulgaris subsp. vulgaris (sugar beet) is the source of this 3202-nucleotide messenger RNA. Its product is annotated as protein transport protein SEC23 G. Lineage: Eukaryota; Viridiplantae; Streptophyta; Magnoliopsida; Caryophyllales; Amaranthaceae. Bases 305 to 2626 code for a protein of 773 amino acids. The record is from RefSeq and is a predicted model, not a curated record. Gene Ontology annotation, biological process: COPII-coated vesicle cargo loading; COPII-coated vesicle budding; intracellular protein transport. Gene Ontology annotation, molecular function: zinc ion binding; GTPase activator activity. The transcript has 5 exons. Gene Ontology annotation, cellular component: COPII vesicle coat; endoplasmic reticulum exit site.
AAUCACUAAUGUUGGUUUUACCUUCUUUGUUUACCUAAACACCACUGCUACUCAAAAUUUUCCACCUACUGUACUCUACUUUUCCCUGCUCCCCUCUCCACCUUUCUCUAGAUUUCCACCGGCGUUCGCCAUUUUCCGACGGGUUAAUCUCUCUCCACCGAUGCCGGCGGUUUUAUCAGCAAAGACGACUACAAAUCAUUCAAGGUGGCGGUUCUAUUCACUCUCAAUUGAAUUUCCGAAUCUAAAAUCCCCAAUAAAGUAGAAAAAACCCUAAAAAAAGGGGGGUAAAAUCAAAUUCAAAGAAAUGGAUUUCGUAGAAUUAGAAGGGAUGGAAGGGUUACGAUGGUCAUGGAAUUCAUGGCCAACUUCAAAAUCAGAAGCAACAUCACUCGUAAUUCCACUCUCAAUAAUGUGCACACCUUUAGCAUUAAUGGAAUCCUCAGAGUUACCAGUUUUAGAAUAUGAACCCUUAAUUUGUAUCACAUGUGGGGCUAUAUUAAACCCUUAUGCACGAAUUGAUUACCAAUCAAAGAUUUGGCAUUGCCCCUUUUGUCAUCACAAAAAUAGGUUCCCUAAUUCUUAUGCUGGUAUCGGUGAAAACAAUCUCCCAGCUGAGCUUUUUCCUACGUACAGCGCCGUCGAAUACCAGUAUCAGUAUCAUUCUAGUAAUGUGGGUGGGAGUGGGUUGUUGUCUUCGUCGUCCUCUAGCUCUAAUUUGUUGUCGUGUGGACCUGGUGCUGAUUCGAAGGCCGGGCCUGUUUUCGUGUUUGUGGUGGACCUGUGCACACCUGAGGAUGAGCUUAGGGCACUCAAGAAGGAGUUGCUUCAUGUUAUUUCCCAAUUACCGGAGAAUGUUGUAUUGGGAUUGGUUACUUUUGAUUCUAUGGUUAGGGUUCAUGAUUUGAGUUUUGGUGAGUGUAAUAGGGUUGUGCUUUUUCAAGGUCAUAGGGAUCUUACCUCCACUCAGAUUCAACACUAUCUUCAACUUCAAAGCACAAAACAACCUUAUCUAGGGAAGGCAGCAGUUUCUCAAAAGCAAGGAUUUCUGCUUGCUGUGUCAGAAUGUGAGUUUGUUGUCACAACAGCAAUUGAAGAGAUCUGUUCUUCAGGAACGUUUGUGUCUGGGCAUCGCCCUCUGAGGGCCACAGGAACAGCAAUAUCCGUUGCAGUUGGACUUAUGGAAGGAUAUAUGGUGAAAACAGGCUCCAGGGUCAUGGUCUUCACCUCUGGCCCAACCACUAUUGGCCCUGGCAUUGUGGUGGAGUCUGAUGGUAGCUUUUCAAUAAGAAAUCACCGAGACUUGAUAAAUGGUCAUGCACCAUAUUUUGACAAGUCGUGCAGUUUUUAUAAGAGAAUUGCCCAGCGUUUAUGUGAUGCUUCCAUAGUUCUUGAUUUAUUUGCUUGUUCUUUGGAUCAAGUGGGAUUGGCAGAGUUAAAAGCCCCAGUCGAGAGCUCAGGUGGAUUCAUGAUGCUCGGAGAGGUAUUUGAGUCAGAGCAGUUCAGGAAAUGUAUACAUCACUUAUUUAAAUGUGACAGCAAUGGGAACCUGAAGAUGUGUUUUGAUGCAUCUAUAGAAGUGGUGACAACCAAUGAUGUGAAACUUUGUGGUGCCCUUGGUCCCUGUGUGUCACUUCGAAAGAGGAAUGGUUUAGUGAGUGACAAUGAGAUUGGUGAAGGCUCUACCAGUGCAUGGAAGCUGUGUUCUCUGACAAAUAAGACAUGUGUUGCAUUUUUCUUUGAAGUUAAUGACAAGCAGAAAAUUGAACCUGGCUCUGCCUUUUUUAUUCAGUUUAUUACUCGUUACCGGUAUGGAGCUACUGGGAUCCGGAGGAGGGUGACAACUGUAGCAAGAAGGUGGGUGGGGAAGAAUUCACCAGAAAUUUCUGCUGGAUUUGAUCAAGAAGCUGCAGCGACAGUCAUGGGAAGGCUUGCGAUUUACAGAGCAGAGAGGCAUUAUGUUAGAGACGUCAUCAGGUGGCUGGAUGAUAAUUUAAUACGAUUUGCUUCCCAGUUUGGAGACUAUAUUCAAGAAGACCCGACUUCUUUUCGCCUUUCAUCGAACUUCUCUCUGUACCCUCAAUUUAUGUAUUAUCUAAGAAGAUCCCAGUUUAUCAAUGUAUUUAACAGCUCUCCAGAUGAGACAGCUUACUUUAGAUUGAUGUUGAAUCGUGAAGGAGUGGUGGGUUCCCUGAUCAUGAUUCAACCCACACUUGCCCAGUAUUCAUUUGAUGGUCCACCUAUUCCUGUCCUCUUAGAUAUUUGCUCAGUGUCUCCUGAUGUAAUUUUGCUUUUUGAUUCAUACUUCUAUGUGGUCAUUCAUUAUGGGUCAAAGGUUGCACAGUGGCGGAAGCUUGGUUAUCAUAAGGACCCAAAUCAUGAAAAUUUCAGAAAGUUGUUAGAAGCACCUGAGCUGGACGCAGUGCAAGUUAUCGCUGAACGGAUGCCACUUCCUAAAGUUAUCAAAUGUGACCAGCACAGUAGUCAAGCUAGGUUUCUUCUUGCCAAGUUGAACCCUUCUGUUACCCAUAAUUCAACAUAUGCUGAAGGUUCAGAAAUUAUAUUUACUGAUGAUGUGAGUUUGCAAGUUUUCAUGGAUCACUUACAAGAGUUGGCGGUGCAAGGAUGAUGACAAUUUUUUAUCCAUAUCAGAUAAUGGACGAUAUGAAUGAGCAAAGGUGUUCAUCAACAAACAUGAAGAGGGGACAGAGAAGAUUACCUGUUCUUCAAUUCUCCUACUCACAUUGUUUCAUUUGGUGCAUUAUCCAUUGUAUCAAGUGCCGUCAUGGAGACUAUAUCUCUGACCAUGCCUCAGAUGCUAUUAAAGCUGAUUUAUUCGUGCAAAUCAAUGUUUCCUGUGGAGGAAACACCUGCUAGCUCGUCACAACCUUCAGGCGAUGUGUUCUUCUCUAAUUUCAUGAUGCUAUGCAGUCAGAGAGAGAUGAGACACUCUUGUGGGCAGCAUAAUGGACAUGGUUACCCGUCUUAUAACUGAAGAACAUGAUGAAUUGGUGAUUUUGGAUAUUAAUUUUUGGAAUGUGGUUUGUAUUCUUUGCUCAAUGUACAAAAGAUACGUGUUCAUAAAAGGAAAUGUACAAAAGCUAUGUUGCAUUGUAAAUGCAAUAUAUGUAUGCCAGACUUUUUUUGGCGACAGUUGGAGAAUUAAAAAGUAUGAAUUUUCGGAAAAAAAAUAAUAUUAUUCUUA